Aureobasidium pullulans EXF-150 is the source of this 3702-nucleotide messenger RNA. RefSeq lists its product as uncharacterized. Bases 88 to 3486 code for a protein of 1132 amino acids. The record is from RefSeq and is a predicted model, not a curated record. Gene Ontology annotation, molecular function: zinc ion binding; hydrolase activity, acting on acid anhydrides, in phosphorus-containing anhydrides; ATP binding. Lineage: Eukaryota; Fungi; Ascomycota; Dothideomycetes; Dothideales; Saccotheciaceae. The transcript has a single exon.
UAGAAAUUGUCGCAAGACACAAUUGUGAUCAACUUCUCAGGCACGCGACAGGAAGCAUUUCUGUUGUGUGAAAUGAGCAUAUCACAUAUGGAUGAACGACCGGCCAAGAAGAGACGCUUCUUCGCUGACAAAGGCUCAACCCAAGAUGCCUCUCUCGCCUCCGAUCCCUCUGGCCCUGACGAAAUUAACGCCCUCCCAGAGAACGAACUAGAUACUGCUACGGCGACCGAUCCUACACAAGACGCGACAUCAUCGACCGUGAACCGUUUCGAUCCAUCUCUCUUUCAAGCCUUCAUCGGAAAUGAGGCUCCUCAAUCCACAAUCAACGCCUUGCAACGCAUCUGCGGCAACGAUGUAGAAAGAGCUGUCAACAUGUAUUUUGAUGGCUCGUGGCAGAACCAUCCUCUGAUAUCCAAUACUACUUCAAUCGCCUCACGACCUACCCGUCCGAAAAUCAAUGACUACCCGAGCACCGCUACACAAGAAGUUGAGGUUCCCAAGGUCAAUCUAGCUGCUAUGCCAAACAAGAGAUAUAUUGGUGCACUGGGCGUUGUUGGCUGGACUACUCGCAGCGGUACUGGAAUUAUUACAUCGGGAGAAUUGGUGAAGAUCGAAAGGGCCAAGCCGUCGCAACAAAAGGUUGGCAAGGGAGGCAAGUUCAGAGCUUCGACUCGCCAGGAUGUCAUUGUUCGCUUUACCAAUGCCAAAGGAGAUGAAGUCGGCCGCUUGGAGCAGGACUCUGCCGCUUGGAUAUCCACUCUCAUGGACCAGAACAUAUGCCACUUUGAGGGUCACUGCAUCUUUGCUCCUGACCGCGUUCGCACCAAUGACACCGUCUAUCUCCAGCUACGAUGUUUCUUCUUGAGGGACUGUUUCACAGCUGGCAACUUCAUCAAACCGUUGGACAAUAACAGAGAAACUGGUCUUCAUGAGGCAAAAGAGACAAGAGACGAGAAGGACCUGAGAUUGCGACAAGUCGCUCUGGUAAAGCUGUUCUCGGAGAUCAAUCUCCACCCAUCACGCGCCAACUCCGCCACCGAAAAGCACAAAAGAGAGGGUAUCCUGCGUGCUGCUGAGAUCCCAGAGCAACCCGAAUCAAGCACUGCUAAACCAGCCAAAUCUUCCGACCAAGCUCCUUCUUCUCCUCCUUCUGAUGAUGCUGAAGACGGCCAAGAGCUAGAACAAGAUCAGCUCGACAGUCUUUACCGAAAGGCACAGUCAUUCGACUUCAACACACCUGUCAUGCAGCCGGCAGAGACAUUCGUCAUGGAUCUUCGAAAGUAUCAGAAACAAGCCCUGCACUGGAUGGUGGGUAAGGAGCGAGAUCAGAAGUCCGAGCAUAAAGAAGCUUCAAUGCAUCCCCUUUGGGAAGAGUACAUGUGGCCUACAAAAGACGCAGACGACGCGCCUGUGCCUGAAGUUGAGGAGCAGCCGAGCUUCUAUGUAAAUCCCUAUUCUGGUGAGUUGUCGUUAGACUUUCCAAUCCAAGAGCAAAACUGCCUCGGUGGUAUUCUCGCCGACGAGAUGGGUCUUGGAAAGACUAUUGAGAUGCUCAGUUUAGUACACACGCAUACUUCUGAAUUUGGUUUACAAGGCUCCAAGAUGUCGACGGUCAUGGACCUGCCACGCUCGCCAAAGACUUCUUCCGGUGUUGCUCGUGCGCCAUGUACGACUUUGGUCGUCGCGCCUAUGUCUUUGCUGGCGCAAUGGCAAAGUGAGGCAGAAAAGGCCUCCAAGCCUGGAACGCUCAAAACAUUAGUAUACUAUGGCACCGAGAAGAAUGUCAACCUGAAGACGUUAUGUUGCGAAGCCAAUGCCUCGUCAGCUCCCAAUGUCAUCAUCACAAGUUAUGGCACAGUAUUGUCAGAGUACAACCAAGUUGUUGCCGCUGGCGGUGAUCGAGGAUCAAGCGGCGGAUUGUUCUCCAUCGAGUACUUCCGUGUCAUUCUCGAUGAAGCACAUUCGAUCAAGAACAGACAGUCUAAGACCGCUCGUGCUUGUUAUGAGAUAGCUGCCGAGCAUCGCUGGACAUUGACAGGUACGCCGAUCGUCAAUCGCUUGGAAGACCUCUUCAGUCUGGUACGCUUCCUCCGCGUGGAGCCAUGGAGCAACUUCUCGUUCUGGAAGACAUUCAUUACUGUGCCUUUCGAGUCCAAGGACUACGUUCGAGCAUUGGACGUGGUACAAACCGUUCUCGAGCCACUAGUCUUGCGCCGAACAAAGGACAUGAAGACGCCAGAUGGUGAGGCGCUGGUCCCGCUACCGCCACGAACUAUCGACAUUCAGAAGAUUGAGCUCUCAAAGGUAGAGCGUGAUCUCUACGAUCACAUUUUCGCCCGAGCCAAGAGGACGUUCGCCGCCAAUGUCGAGGCUGGAACAUUAAUGAAGUCCUACACGACUAUCUUCGCACAGAUCCUCCGACUCAGGCAAUCAUGUUGUCACCCGACAUUAGUGCGCAACAAAGCUCUUACUGCAGACGAAGAUGAUGCGGCAGCAGCGAUUGACGUUGCCAAUGGCCUAGCUGAUGACAUGGACUUGCAAUCCUUGAUUCAACGUUUCGAAUCUGAAGCCGAAGAGGAAGAUGCAAGCCGAUUUGGUGCCAAUGUGCUUAAGCAGAUCCAAGCUGAGUCGAAUCAUGAAUGCCCUAUCUGUUUUGAGGAGCCCAUGGAAGAGCAAUCUGUCACAGGCUGUUGGCACAGUGCUUGCAAGAAGUGUCUGCUUGAGUUGAUCGAAAAUGCAACCAACAAGAAUGAGUUGCCAUUAUGUUUCAAUUGCCGCGAACCCAUCAAUGCACGCGAUAUUUUCGAAGUCAUCAGACACGAUGACGAUGACGACGAGGAAGCUGCAACCAAAGACAAGUCUCAAAAUAGCUUCGAAGACCUCUACACAGCGACCCAGCCCAGCGACUCAACGGACUCACAAACGCGCCUGCCUCGUGUGUCUCUCCGCCGCGUCAACACCCUCUCCUCAGCCAAAAUCGGCGCUCUCCUAACCCACCUCAAACGCAUCAAAAAGGCCUCCCCUACUACGAAAUCCGUCAUCUUCUCCCAAUUCACUUCUUUCCUCGAUAUCCUCGAACCUGCUCUCGAUGGCGCUUCAAUACCAUAUCUCCGCUUCGACGGCAGCAUGGCCCAAAAAGCCCGCGCCCUCGUUCUCACUGAAUUCGCCGCUCGCCCCAAAGGAUGUGUACUCUUGCUCUCACUCAAAGCUGGUGGUGUAGGCUUAAACUUGACCUGCGCCAGUAACGUAUUCAUGAUGGAUCCAUGGUGGAGUUGGGCAGUGGAAUCACAGGCUAUUGACCGCGUGCACCGUAUGGGUCAAACUGCAGAAGUCAAGAUUGUGCGAUUCGUGGUUGAUCAGAGUAUCGAGGAAAAGAUGCUCAGAGUGCAGGAUAGGAAGAAGUUUAUUGCCAGUUCAUUGGGCAUGAUGAAUGAAGAUGAGAAGAAGACGCAGAGGAUUGAGGAUAUUAGGGAGUUGUUGAGUUAGGUGAGAACUCUAAGAUUGGCCUCUGUUCCGUUCACUUUUCUCCAUGUGUUCUGGCAUACCUUUGCUGUACUGGAUGAGGUUUUAAGCCAUAAUGGUUUAUGGGAGGGAAUGCCAUCGAUUAGAAUUUGAAUCAUAGACUCUCUCGAGCAUUCACGGCAUCACGUAGAUAGGUGUUGACACUGUAUAUAUUAAAUUAUCAUGACUUUCGAACAAGGC